AUGGCACACGCCGCUGCUCUGAUCACGCUGCAGGUGCACGGAGAGCCCGGCCGGGAGGCGCUGAUGGAGGCCAAGGUGUGCGAGGCCAUGCAGUCGUUCCUCCGCUGCUGCCCGACGUCCGAGCGCCAUGACCUGCUGUUCUGCCGCGCGGCCAACACCAUCCUGCGCUGCGUGUCCAAGUGGAGCCUGCCGGUGGAGCGGCUGGAGAGCCCCAUCAAGUUCACUCCGCCGUCGCUGCCCAAGCCGGAAGCCAGCGGUGACGGCGCCGAGCGCACCGAUGACGAGAGCGGUUCGGAGACCGAACCCGAGUCGGAGGUGCUGCAGGAGUGGAGCGACCGGCGUGGCGAGGGCGACAGCCGCCGUCAGUACCGCGACAUCUACAGGCGUCUGGCGCAGAACACCCGCCACGUGGCGCCUUUCGUGAAGCUCGCCUAUCCGGACCUGGUGGGCGCCGUCGGUGUCGAGGACAGGGAGUCGCUGGCCGUCUGCGACCGGCUGGUCUGUAGGAAGAAGGUGCAGGGACUGGUUGAUGACGCGAUGGGACAGCGGAAGGCGGACAGCAAGGUGGUCUACGACUACGACUUCCUGGUCCAGACAUUUCCCAAGGCUACGGCCGCCCGCGAGUAUGACCUGGUGAUCUGCCCGGACGUGGGCUCCAGCCGGCAUCAGCAGUGGUUCUACUUCGAGGUGUCCAACAUGCUCGCUGGCGAGCCGUACACGUUCAACCUGAUCAACAACGAGAAGCUGAGCUGUGAGUACCAGGCAGGAAUGCGGCCGGUGCUGUUCUCGGUGAAGGAGGCGGUCCGGGGCCGGCCUCACUGGGUGCGCGUCGGCACCGACGUCUUCUACUACCGCAACGCCUACCGCCGGCCGGGCAAGCAGCGCGUCUACUGCACGGCCUCCUUCACGGUGACGUUCCCGCACACCGGCGACGUGUGCUACCUGGCCUUCCACUACCCGUACACCUACACCAGGCUGCAGACCAUGCUGGAGCUGCUGGAGGGCGCGGUGGAGCCGGAGAAGGAGGUGGUGUUCCUGACGGCGCGGAUCCACCCGGGGGAGAGCGGCGCCUCCUGGGCCAUGGAGGGCACGCUGCGCUUCCUGCUCAGCGCCGCCCCGGAGGCCGAGGCGCUCCGCGACCGCUUCAUCUUCAAGCUGGUGCCCAUGCUGAACGUCGCCGGCGUCGUCAACGGCUGUCACCGGUGCGGCCUGACGGACGAGGACCUGAACCGGCGCUGGAAAACGCCCGACCCGCUGCUGCACCCCGUCAUCUACCGCGCCAAGACCCUGAUGGAGUACUCGACGUUCGUGCUGAAGCGCGUGCCGUACCUCUUCUGCGACUACCACGGUCACUCGUGUCGCAAGAACAUCUUCCUGUACGGCUGCAGCAACCGGCGCUCCUGGCUGCCGGCCGACAGGCAGAGGCCCGACAACGACGCGCUGGUCAGCUGCCUGCCGCAGGCGCUGUACCGGGUGGCGCCCGCCUUCAGUCUACGGUGCUGCCAUCUGACGGUGGAGCGGUCGCGCGAGACCACGGCUCGCGUGGUGGUCUGGCGCGAGCUGGGCGUGCAGCGCAGCUACACCAUGGAGAGCAGCUACUGCGGCUGCGACCAGGGGCCGUACCAGGUGACGGACCGGUGGAGGCCGCAGGAGGAUUUCGAAAGGGAAUUUGCCAUGAGUUCUGCCACCAACUCCGACGUCACCGAGUCGGAUGACGACACCGACGACGUCACCUCGAGCACGGUGACGUCACUGACCUGA
Pollicipes pollicipes is the source of this 1761-nucleotide messenger RNA. RefSeq names its product cytosolic carboxypeptidase 1-like. The record is from RefSeq and is a predicted model, not a curated record. Gene Ontology annotation, biological process: proteolysis; protein side chain deglutamylation; C-terminal protein deglutamylation. Gene Ontology annotation, molecular function: metallocarboxypeptidase activity; zinc ion binding. NCBI's taxonomy places the organism in Eukaryota, Metazoa, Arthropoda, Thecostraca, Pollicipedomorpha, Pollicipedidae. Bases 1 to 1761 code for a protein of 586 amino acids. The transcript has 15 exons.